GACUAGCUUUUCCGAUGGACUACGAAAAUGUUGUCCUAGUUAAAAAUGACGUAAUGGUAUAUCGCAUUCCUCCAAGACAAUCCAACCGGGGUUACAGGGCGGAUGAUUGGAAAUUAGAUUCACCACAGUGGACUGGGAGACUACGCAUUAUUGCCAAAGGAAAGGAACUCGUGAUUCACCUAGAGGAUGGAAAAACGGGUGCUGCAUAUGCCAAAUGUCCCGUGGAUGCCUUUCCUGGUAUUGCUGUGGAGCCUGUAUUGGAUUCCAGUCGGUAUUUCGUUAUACGCUUAAUGGCGGAUGAUGGACGGACGAUGUUUAUUGGGCUUGGCUUUGCAGAAAGGACCGAUUCGUUCGAUUUUAAUGUCGCCAUUCAAGACCACUUCAAGUGGAUCAAACAAGACGAGGAUGUAAAACUGGCCGAAGAAAGGCUUAAAUCACAGCCUUCACUUGACUUGGGAUUCAAGGAGGGUCAAAGGAUCGUCCUCAAUCUUAACACUCGGCGGACAGGAGAUGACGCUCGUGAUGAUAGUGUAACUUUUAAACCCCGAGUAACUCCACGUGCAGAUGCCACUCCCAUCGGGUUGAUUCCUCCGCCACCCGCACCACCCGUUUCUCGCUCACGUGGAAACAAGUUAAACUCAAGUUUAACAAAUACUUCUCUCCAGACGAAUCCAGAUGGAUGCGUUGUCCACCCAAAUACGAGGAAUGAUGCAAUUAGUGGGAAUGAUUCAGGAUCGAAUCUUGAUCUACUGGCUGAUAUUUUUGGUCUUAAACAUCCGACAGAUUGCGCGAGUCGACAUGAACAAGCGUCAGCUUCGUGGGCCGAUUUCCGGUAACCUCUACUAAUGAGCGCAGAAUUUUCAAUUUCUCCGAGAGAAGCAUAUAAUCUGCCAAUCCGUAUUAUUUUACGUCUUUCGAUUGAUUUGUCCGUUCAUCGGCGUCUGUACCAUCAUCCUUCCAUUUUCUUAUCGUAUCACGCCAGCCAUCAAAAUUACAAUCCAGGUACAACGCGCACAAACACUUUUCACCGCUCACUGUUUCCUGUCCAUUCGGCCGUUUUCGCAUACCUUCGAUAAUACACCAACGUUGUUGUUGAGUUAAUUAUUAUGUACGUAAUCUUCGCCACAUUGCAGCAAGUAACUACUGAAAAUGUAGAAAAAUGGUAGUCGAUUGUACUCUGAGUCACUUUCUGUGCCUGUUAUCCCUUAAUAUAACCGGCAGGUUGAGAUCGCAU
This is a messenger RNA of Dicrocoelium dendriticum, 1234 nucleotides long. Lineage: Eukaryota; Metazoa; Platyhelminthes; Trematoda; Plagiorchiida; Dicrocoeliidae. The record is from the annotation of a GenBank genome assembly.